AUGUUAUCAGCGAAAUUCAAUUCUUCUAAUAAAACUUCUUCUUCAGUUGAUUCUUCCAAACUUAAUGACGACGUAAAUUACAAAGAUUCUAACGAAACUGCUGCUGUACCUGAUGAAACUGUUGUUAAUAGUACCGAUAGUGAAAGCAAUGUUAUUGCAGGUUCAAAUAAUAACAAGAAAAUUUCUCCUUUAAACAAUGAUGGGAUCAUCGAAAACAAUAAAUCUGAUGAAAUUUAUCAUGCUAAAGAUACGCCACCAAAUACUCCAACACGAAAAUCAUCAACAACAUCUAUUAACCGAAUUUCAUCAUCACAGCCUACUACAAGUGCUUUACAGCCUUAUGUCAUCAAUGAUGUUGACAAAGGAAAAAAACAAGACGGAAUUGACGAAUCGACAUUACCAGGCAAUUCAACUUCUCUUCCAACGACUGAAAUACCUGACGCAAAGGUCUUGGAAAGUACGGCUACCAGUAGUUCAACCGUUGUGGAUAAUGUUACUGAUGGUAACAGAAUGGCUAAUCAAAGUACUGAACGUGAAAUCGUAGUCGCCAAAGAUGAUGGUGAUAAUAAAAAUAACAAGAGCAUUUUAAAGAAAUGGAAAAGGAAGGUUAAUAACAGCGUAAAGAAAGCCAUUAGAAAGAUUUCCAGGUAA
Messenger RNA from Funneliformis mosseae, 651 nucleotides. The record is from the annotation of a GenBank genome assembly. Lineage: Eukaryota; Fungi; Glomeromycota; Glomeromycetes; Glomerales; Glomeraceae.